GUAUGGAGGCAUGGCCAGUUUCCAGCCCCGCGCUCCUCGUUCCUCCCCAGCCUGCGCUGGAGCCACAACUUUCAGGAGCAUGGACUGAAGGCGCCCUCGCCCCAGCGCCACUGUGAGAUCCUUUGUGUUUUCCUGCGUUUCCUCCGGCCGUUUCUAUUUUGGGGGGCUUUUCGCUCCCCCCGCCUCUCCCCUCCCCUUCCCCGCUCGCAAACAUGCCUCCUUCCUUCCCCGGGCCCUGGAAGGAGCUGCCUGCCUGAAGCCCGGAGACGCCGCGCCGCGCUCAGCCCCGCCGCCGCCCGCCGGCUCUCGGGCUGCGCUGCGCCGCCGACUCAAGUUGGGGAUCUUCGGCUGCUCGCCGCUGCCGCCUGCGGUCCCUGCCUGCCCCGGGCCCCGGGCAUCGUCGCCGCCCGCCGAUUACUCGCCCUGCUCGCUCGGCUUGCUCUUUUUUUGAACGGAAAGCAGCCCAUCUCCACCGAGGAUCGUCCCCAGCGUGGCUCCGCGUUCCCGGUCACUUUUUUGAGAUUUUUCCGGGGGGCGCUCGGCGGCUUCCCGGAUUCCAGGGGGACUCGGACCGCCGAGAGCGGGGGGCCCGUAGAGCGGGCGAACAGGGGAAGAGCCAGGGCUUAGCGGAGGCUCACACGGAGACAAGAACUUACUCAACAAGUUUACCCCCCAGCCUUCCUCUUUUCGAUGUGCGUUUUCGGACAUGCGGAGGUUACUGGAACCGUGUUGGUGGAUUUUGUUCCUGAAAAUCACCAGUUCCGUGCUCCAUUAUGUCGUGUGCUUCCCCGCACAUUUGGUUUCUGGAGGAUGGAAACGAAGCCUUUAGUUUCUUUUGUGGUUGGUUGCCUUCUCUUGCCUCGCUGUCCUGCAACCAUGCUGACCUUGACGGAAGGCUACGUCGGGGCCCUGCACGAGAACAGACACGGCAGCUCAGCGCAGAUCCGCCGGCGUAAGGCCUCAGGUGACCCGUACUGGGCCUACUCAGGUGCCUAUGGUCCUGAGCACUGGGUCACAUCUAGUGUCAGCUGCGGGGGCCGUCUCCAAUCUCCCAUAGACAUUGUAGACCAGCAUGCACGGGUCGGCGAAGAGUACCAGGAGCUGCAGCUGGAUGGCUUUGACAAUGAGUCUUCUAACAAAACCUGGAUGAAAAACACAGGGAAGACAGUUGCCAUCCUUCUGAAGGACGACUAUUUUGUAAGUGGUGCUGGCCUGCCUGGCAGAUUCAAAGCCGAGAAGGUGGAAUUUCACUGGGGACACAGCAAUGGCUCUGCGGGCUCAGAACACAGCAUCAACGGGAGGCGCUUUCCUGUCGAGAUGCAGAUUUUCUUUUAUAAUCCAGAUGACUUUGACAGCUUUCAAACCGCAAUUUCAGAAAACAGAAUAAUCGGAGCCAUGGCCAUAUUUUUUCAAGUCAGUCCAAGGGACAAUUCCGCACUGGAUCCUAUUAUCCAUGGGUUGAAGGGCGUCGUACAUCAUGAGAAGGAGACCUUUCUGGAUCCUUUCGUCCUCCGGGACCUCCUGCCUGCGUCCCUGGGGAGCUAUUACCGGUACACGGGUUCUCUGACCACCCCACCGUGUAGCGAAAUCGUGGAGUGGAUCGUCUUCCGGAGGCCUGUCCCCAUCUCUUACCAUCAGCUCGAGGCUUUUUACUCCAUCUUCACCACGGAGCAGCAAGACCACGUCAAGUCGGUGGAGUAUCUGAGAAAUAACUUCCGACCACAGCAAGAGCUGAACGGCAGGGUGGUGUCCAAGUCUGCGGUCCGAGAUGCCUGGAACCACGACAUGACAGACUUCUUAGAAAACCCCCUGGGGACAGAAGCCUCUAAAGUUUGCAGCUCUCCGCCAGUCCACAUGAAGGUGCAGCCUCUGAACCAGACUGCGCUGCAGGUGUCCUGGAGCCAGCCCGAGACCAUCUACCACCCGCCCAUCAUGAACUACAUGAUCUCCUACAGCUGGACCAAGAACGAGGAUGAGAAGGAGAAGACGUUCACGAAGGACAGCGACAAGGACUUGAAAGCCACCAUUAGCCAUGUGUCCCCUGAUAGCCUUUACCUGUUCCGGGUCCAGGCGGUGUGUCGGAAUGACAUGCGCAGUGACUUCAGCCAGACGAUGCUCUUCCAAGCUAAUACUACUCGAAUAUUCCAAGGGACCAGAAUUGUUAAAACAGGAGUGCCCACAGCAUCUCCUGCCUCGUCAGCCGACAUGGCCCCCAUCAGCUCGGGCUCUUCCACCUGGACAUCCUCCGGCAUCCCCUUCUCAUUUGUCUCCAUGGCAACUGGGAUGGGUCCGUCCUCUAGCGGCAGCCAGGCGACCGUGGCCUCAGUGGUCACCAGCACGCUCCUGGCUGGCCUGGGCUUCAGCGGCGGUGGCAUCCCCUCCUUUCCCAGCACGGUGUGGCCCACACGCCUGCCCACGGCCGCCUCUGCCAGCAAGCAGGCCGUCAGGCCUGUCCUGGCCACCACGGAGGCCUUGGCUUCCCCAGGCCCUGACGGCGACUCGGCACCGAGCAAGGACAGCGAGGGCACAGAAGAAGGGGAGAAGGAUGAGAAAAGUGAGAGCGAGGACGGGGAGCGGGAGCACGAGGACGAGGGGGAGAAGGACCCUGAGAAGAAGAAGAGCGGGGUGACCCACGCUGCCCAGGAGCCAAGGCAGGACGAGCCCACCCCCACACCAUCGUCCGCCAACAGGACGGCCGAGGAGGGGGGGCAUCAGACUCUGCCCGGGCCCAGGCAGGACUUCACUGCCGACCCCACAGACCAGCCCGAUGACGUGAGGGAUGCCCGCCACGGCCUGGACUCUGGCUCGGUCACCUCCACCCAAGUGCCCCCCACAGUCACAGAGGAGCGUUUCCAAGGGAGCGAUUCCAGGAGGCCCCAGAUGCCAUCGAAAAAGCCCAUGUCCCGAGGGGACCGAUUUUCUGAGGACAGCAAAUUUAUCACUGUUAAUCCAGCAGAAAAGAACACCUCUGGAAUGAUAAGUCGUCCUUCUCCAGGGAGGAUGGAGUGGAUCAUCCCUCUGAUUGUGGUAUCAGCCUUGACCUUCGUGUGCCUCAUCCUUCUCAUCGCUGUGCUAGUUUACUGGAGAGGGUGUAACAAAGUAAAGUCCAAGGGCUUUCCCAGACGUUUCCGUGAAGUGCCUUCUUCUGGGGAGAGAGGAGAGAAGGGGAGCAGGAAAUGUUUUCAGACAGCUCAUUUCUAUGUGGAAGAUAGCAGUUCACCUCGGGUCGUCCCCAAUGAAAGUAUCCCUAUUAUCCCUAUUCCGGAUGACAUGGAAGCCAUUCCUGUCAAACAGUUUGUUAAACACAUUGGUGAGCUCUAUUCUAAUAACCAGCAUGGGUUCUCCGAGGAUUUUGAGGAAGUCCAGCGCUGUACGGCUGAUAUGAACAUCACUGCAGAACAUUCCAAUCAUCCAGAUAACAAGCACAAAAACAGAUACAUCAACAUUUUAGCAUAUGAUCACAGUAGGGUGAAGUUAAGACCUUUACCAGGAAAAGACUCUAAGCACAGCGACUACAUUAAUGCAAACUAUGUCGAUGGUUACAACAAAGCGAAAGCCUAUAUCGCCACCCAGGGACCUUUAAAGUCUACAUUUGAAGAUUUCUGGAGGAUGAUUUGGGAACAAAACACUGGAAUCAUUAUCAUGAUUACAAACCUUGUGGAAAAAGGAAGGCGAAAAUGUGAUCAGUAUUGGCCAACAGAGAAUAGUGAGGAGUAUGGAAACAUUAUUGUCACACUGAAGAGCACAAAAGUACAUGCCUGCUACACUGUUCGUCGUUUUUCAGUCAGAAAUACAAAAGUGAAAAAGGGUCAGAAGGGAAAUCCUAAGGGUCGUCAGAAUGAACGGGUCGUGAUUCAGUAUCACUACACUCAGUGGCCUGACAUGGGAGUUCCUGAGUAUGCACUCCCGGUCCUGACCUUUGUGAGGAGAUCCUCGGCCGCCCGGACACCAGAAAUGGGCCCUGUGUUGGUGCACUGCAGCGCUGGUGUGGGCAGGACAGGCACCUAUAUCGUAAUAGACAGCAUGCUGCAGCAGAUCAAAGACAAAAGCACAGUUAACGUCCUGGGAUUCCUGAAGCAUAUCAGGACACAGCGUAACUACCUCGUCCAGACUGAGGAGCAGUACAUUUUCAUCCAUGAUGCCUUGUUGGAAGCCAUUCUAGGAAAGGAGACCGAAGUAUCUUCGAAUCAGCUGCACAGCUAUGUUAACAGCAUCCUCAUACCGGGAGUAGGAGGAAAGACACGGCUGGAGAAACAAUUCAAGCUGGUUACACAAUGUAAUGCCAAGUAUGUGGAAUGCUUUAGUGCUCAGAAAGAGUGUAACAAAGAAAAGAACCGAAACUCUUCAGUCGUGCCAUCUGAGCGUGCCCGAGUGGGUCUUGCACCGUUGCCUGGAAUGAAAGGAACAGAUUACAUUAAUGCUUCUUAUAUCAUGGGCUAUUAUAGGAGCAAUGAAUUUAUUAUAACCCAGCAUCCUCUGCCACAUACUACGAAAGAUUUCUGGCGAAUGAUUUGGGAUCAUAAUGCACAGAUCAUUGUCAUGCUGCCAGACAACCAGAGCUUGGCAGAAGAUGAAUUUGUAUACUGGCCAAGUCGAGAAGAAUCCAUGAACUGUGAGGCCUUUACCGUCACCCUUAUCAGCAAAGACAGACUGUGCCUCUCUAAUGAAGAACAAAUUAUCAUCCAUGACUUUAUCCUUGAAGCUACACAGGAUGACUACGUCCUAGAGGUUCGGCACUUCCAGUGUCCCAAAUGGCCUAACCCAGAUGCCCCCAUCAGCAGUACUUUCGAACUUAUCAAUGUCAUCAAGGAAGAGGCCUUAACAAGGGAUGGCCCUACCAUUGUUCAUGAUGAGUAUGGAGCAGUUUCAGCAGGAAUGUUGUGUGCCCUUACCACCCUGUCCCAGCAACUGGAGAAUGAAAAUGCUGUGGAUGUUUUCCAGGUUGCAAAAAUGAUUAAUCUUAUGAGGCCUGGAGUAUUCACAGACAUUGAACAAUACCAGUUUGUCUACAAAGCGAUGCUCAGCCUGGUCAGCACUAAAGAAAACGGAAACGGUCCCAUGACAGCGGACAAAAAUGGUGCUGUUCUCAUUGCGGAUGAAUCAGACCCUGCCGAGAGCAUGGAAUCUCUAGUGUGAUUGGAAUCCCGGAAGGGCACUGAAUUUGUAAAACUUCUGAAGACUGAGAACUUUUUUGAGGCCUUUUUUGCCAGACUCUAGGUUAUACAAUAACCCAGUUACUUUUUUACACUGAUAAAAGUUUUGAUAUUUAUUUUUUGCCAUUUUAUGUCUUAAUGGUAUCCUACUGAGCAUUUGCACCUCUGUUCAUUUCACACAGUGAAACGCAGUUUUCCCCAGUUUGCACUAUACGAUCAGUGUUACUGCCUAUAAUCUAAUACUAAAGCCCUGAUGUGACAUUCCAUGACAACAUACAUGCUACUUUUUAGUUCAGUACAGUGAAGGUCUUUGUUAUGACAGUGAAUCUUGGUUUAUGUUUAUUAUUAUUAUUAUUAUUGUUAUUGCUAAAGCAGUUGCAUCCUCCUAGCAGGCAAUGCUGAACUUUUCCUCAGUCCUCUCCUAUUUUUUUCAGGCACUGUUCCGUACUGUCUGCCUUCUGUAUUUUAAUGGAGUGAAUGGGCAUUGUUUUCUUUUAAGGAAUAGCAGGUUCCUGGGAGCUACUAAGACAGUCUAUCAACCUCAUGGCCUUGAAACAGUUCUACUUAUGAUGGUGAAGGUAUCCAUUAAGAAAUUAGAAGGCUUUAAGAGCUUUAUGUGAACAUCACUUAUUAGUUAAAGUUAUAUUCAUAGCCUAAAAAAAUGCCCAACUGUGUCAAAAUAAAGGAUAUCUCUGUAUUACAAUUUUCACAGUAGCUAUGUGGACGGUGUGUGUUAUUUCCAUCUUGACCCUCUGAAAUAGCUAUACCCUACAAUGAGGGCUAUCUUUUACAAUAGAGAUAUGGCAAUAUUUUACACAUCUCACCUAUCCCUUUAGUAACUCUCCAUUCACGCUUCUUGGUUUCUAAUAUCACACCUCAUGGCAGGUAAUAUAAUGAAAAUUUCUGCAGGUGAAUAAUUUUGAAAUUAGUCCUCUAAAGUAUCCCUAUUACUCACAGCUAUCUAAUAAAAACUACCUAUAUAGUUAACAUUCUUUUCUUUCCUUCUUUGCCAAAUAUUUCCUAAUAAAUCCCAUAAUUACAUACAUUCUUCUACUUAUGAUGAAAGUGAAAAUACUGUAUUAGCUAGUCUGGGAUAGAUUCCCAAGUCUUACAUAGAUUCCCACACAUCGAUAAGUCCGAUUCAGAGAGAGAAAUCAGAAUCUUAAACAGAAGGAGAGAUCAACAUUCUCAAGUAGAUUUCAAAAGAAGGAGAUGUGUCUUUGUGUGCUUUUGUGUUGUGGAUCCUCAAGAACAGACACACUUCACAAGAGGCUGAUAAUCAUUACACAGAACCCAAGAAAGUUACGAGAUCUAGCCUCUGGAGCCAUAUUUACCCUGCAGUAACUACAUAAUUGGGAAAUUAGAAGCAUUAAUAAGAAAUUUCAGUUCAGUUAGAAAAAUAAGCUACUACUGAGAUCUGUUCUUGUAUUUUGUAUUUGCAUUUGAGGAAUAACUUCUGUUAGAAGUGAAAUCAUCACCACAAAGAAAAGGCCUGUCACAAAGAAAAAA
Mustela erminea (ermine) is the source of this 6662-nucleotide messenger RNA. It is a transcript of the gene PTPRG, whose product is annotated as protein tyrosine phosphatase receptor type G. The transcript is spliced from 31 exons. NCBI's taxonomy places the organism in Eukaryota, Metazoa, Chordata, Mammalia, Carnivora, Mustelidae. Gene Ontology annotation, molecular function: protein binding; protein tyrosine phosphatase activity. Bases 691 to 5136 code for a protein of 1481 amino acids. The record is from RefSeq and is a predicted model, not a curated record. Gene Ontology annotation, biological process: protein dephosphorylation.